Molecule: messenger RNA, 1251 nt
Organism: Aspergillus saccharolyticus JOP 1030-1
Lineage: Eukaryota; Fungi; Ascomycota; Eurotiomycetes; Eurotiales; Aspergillaceae
Product: E3 ubiquitin-protein ligase RNF103
Exons: 3
Coding region: 1-1251 (416 amino acids)
Source: RefSeq, a predicted model, not a curated record
AUGUCCCCAACAGCCACUGCUCCGACUUCGAGUGCGACUAGCACAGGCCAUACUGGAGACAAUAACAACACCAGCCCUACGAGCUCACCUUUACUAUUCUUUGUUGCUCUUGGUUUCGGCGUUGUAUUCACGAAUUUAUGGAUUAUUGUUGGCGUUAAAUAUUGUUUCCGGUAUAACCAGCGGAACCGACAGAUGCGCGGCGAAGAAGCAGGGGAGCCUAUUGAUCUGAUAACCAUGCCUCGGACGCAUCGGCGACGUCGCGAGAAGAAACUGAUGAGUAUGGAUGAGGUUAACGAGCGUUUCCCUCUCGUUAAAUACAAAGCUUGGUGCUCAUCUCGCGCCAACGAGGGCCUCUCUACUGCGGGAGGAAUUGCAGUUUCCGUUACCAGUGAUCAUAACCUAUUGAAUAGCCAUGCGCGAUCUACGGUUUCUCUCGACAUUCCUCUGGUGGCGACGUCACCAUCAAAGGAUAAUCGACAGCUUGAAUCUUCUAAUGCUCAAGCUGAAGAACGACUGCAGCAUAACGGUCACUCAGCAACCCGACUUGGGGAAAAGUGUUUGGACAAUUCCGUACUUGCUCAACUUCAGACCCAUGUCAAGGAAAAUGAUGACGACGAUGAUGUCGACAAUCAGAUACGUACGGCCGUUCCCGCCGAGCUUCUUGCUAAUCCAGGCGAUACAUGCGCCAUAUGCCUUGACUCAAUUGAGGAUGACGAUGAUAUACGUGGACUCACAUGCGGUCACGCUUUUCAUGCUUCUUGUGUCGACCCUUGGCUGACAAGUAGGAGAGCUUGUUGUCCUCUUUGUAAGGCAGAUUAUUAUGUUCCGAAGCCACGAGUGGAAGUCCGAGACCAUACCAUCGACCUCGAACGCACCAGUCGUCGCCUCCUGAGGCCGACCCAACCUCAGGCAGUUUUCUUAGGAGGAGGGCAAACAAGUGGCCCUGAAUAUCCACUGGCAUUACCUGGCGCACAGCGAGCAUCACCAGCUUACAGGAAUGUCCUCUCUCGCUUUGGCAAUUGGCGAAGAUCUGACUCCGGCAACAGCCAGAGUCUAAACUACCCAAUUGAAGUAGCGCCACAGACCAACCGAGCAAACAACAGACAUGGUUUAUUUCCUUUGCGGUUCUUUCACCCUAGGACUUCCAGGCAAAGCCGCACUGGGAAUGGUCUCACACAGCAUGCAGUGGUCGCUGCUCGCUUGGAGAAUAACCGCACACUCAGUCAGCUUGAGGCUGGACCCGUUGUUUGA